Molecule: messenger RNA, 1572 nt
Organism: Penicillium bovifimosum
Lineage: Eukaryota; Fungi; Ascomycota; Eurotiomycetes; Eurotiales; Aspergillaceae
Product: putative MFS hexose transporter
Exons: 10
Coding region: 1-1572 (523 amino acids)
Biological process (GO): carbohydrate transport; transmembrane transport
Cellular component (GO): membrane
Molecular function (GO): carbohydrate:proton symporter activity
Source: RefSeq, a predicted model, not a curated record
AUGGGUAUCGCCGUCGGAGCUUCAACCCUCAACACGGAUGCCGCUCAGGUUGCGCCUGAGUUGGAGAAGGUGAACUGGUGGUCGACACCUAACCUGCGCAAGCUCUACUUCUGGGCUAGUGUGCUCUGCAUUGCUUCUGCAACUACCGGAUACGAUGGAAUGAUGCUUAACACUUCCCAGGCUUUGGAUGCUUGGCAGGAGUAUUUCCACACCCCCGAGGGCUCCAAGCUGGGAUUGAUGAAUGCAAUCUACCAGAUUGGCAGUCUCGUCAGUUUCCCUAUUGUUCCCUUCAUUGCCGAUCGAUGGGGUCGCAGGCUUCCUAUCAUGAUGGGGUGUGUUCUGAUGAUCUUCGGUGGCUUGCUCGGCACAUUCUGCAAGAACUACGGAAUGUACGUUGUUGGUAGAUUGUUCCUGGGCUUCGGCAACAGUCUUGCCCAGAUGGCAUCCCCAGUUCUCCUCACCGAAAUCUGCCACCCUCAGCACCGUGGAAAGGUCACCGCUAUUUAUAACUGCUUGUGGAACUUGGGUGCCCUUGUUGUCGCAUGGAUUGCUUGGGGAACCAUGUACAUCCCCAACGAUUGGUCUUGGCGCACAUUGACUCUCCUCCAAGUUUUCCCCGCUGUCAUUCAGAUCAUUUUCAUCUGGUGGGUCCCGGAAUCCCCUCGUUGGCUCGUCUCCAAGCAGCGUUACGACGAGGCAUUGGAAUUCCUCACCUACUACCAUGGAAAUGGAGAUGUCAAUAACGCCACCGUUCAAUUCGAGUUCCGCGAGAUCAAGGAGACUAUCAACUUGGAAAUGCAGUACGAGAAUAACAGCAGCUACCUGGACUUCAUGAAGACCAAGGGUAACCGCUACCGUCUGGCACUCCUGAUCUCUUUGGGUAUCAUUUCGCAAUACAGUGGCAAUGCCUUGUUCAGCAACUACACCAACCUGAUCUACAACAGCAUGGGUAUCACCGAACAGACCAAGAAGAUUCCUCUCAACGGUGGCCAAACCCUGCUCAGUUUGGUGGUCAGUGUUUCCAGUGCCUUCUUCGUUGACCGAGUCGGAAGACGUCCUCUCUUCCUGGUUUCUACUGUUGGCAUGGUUCUCAUGUUCCUCGCAUGGACUGUCGUUUCCUCUGUCUACGAACGUACUCAGGAUGUCAACACCGCUGGAUACCCCCAAGUCGUUUUCGUCUGGCUCUUCUCUGUCUUCUACGCCAUCGCCUGGUCGGGUCUGCUCGUUGCCUAUUCGCUUGAGAUCUUGCCCUACCGUCUGCGCGCCAAGGGUAUCAUGAUCAUGAACCUGACCACCCAGGCAUCUCUGGUUCUUGGAAACUACACCAACCCCAUUGCGUGGGAGAAGCUUCCUCACCACUGGAACCUCUCGCUGAUUUACACCAUCUGGAUUUUCGUUGAGCUUUGCUUCGUCUACUUCUUCUAUGUUGAGACCCGUGGCCCCACUCUUGAGGAGUUGGCUAUGAUCUUCGAUGGCGAUGAUGCCGCCGUUGCGCACGUUGAUCUUCAGCAGGUUGAGAAGGAGAUCCAGGUCACUGAGAAGGAGACUGUUGGUUUCACCGAGCGUGCUUAA